Drosophila nasuta is the source of this 2226-nucleotide messenger RNA. RefSeq names its product epidermal growth factor-like protein. The coding region runs from base 73 to 1122 and encodes 349 amino acids. The transcript is spliced from 4 exons. The record is from RefSeq and is a predicted model, not a curated record. NCBI's taxonomy places the organism in Eukaryota, Metazoa, Arthropoda, Insecta, Diptera, Drosophilidae.
GAACAUGAGAAUUUAGUUUGAAUUUAGCGAGUGAUUCGCGAGCAACAACUGUGUUCAGAUUGGUAUGUGGAAAUGUGCUCACUGAAUUUGCAUUGUCAGUGGCUAAUGAUAAUGCUGUGCCUGGCCAGCAUUGCUCUGAAUGUGACCAGCUACUCGGAGUACGAGCAGCGUUAUGACAAUCGGCGAGGAGCGGGACAAGAAUCUCGAUACUAUUCAGGUGGCAGCAACGGCAAUAGGCAGCAGCUGUCUGCACAGAUGCCUUAUCAGCGACCAGGCGGAAACUACAACCAAGUGGACAAUGACCAACAGCAGCCGCUGAGUCGUGAGUACUUGGUGCGUGCUCACGAGUCAGUCACGGAUCGAGAGCAUCACAGGUGCCGCAUUUGGGUGCCGGUCGAUAUGGUGUACAAGUAUCCGUUGGCAAAUAUCAUAUCAUCAGAUACGGCCAACAAGCUGGCCAACAUUGAGGUCUGUUGCACCGGCACCAUUGCCAUACGGCAUCUCGGCGUUACUGUUUGUCGUCCGAUUUGUGGCUGCCUGAAUGGUGUUUGUCGUAUGCCCGGCGAGUGCGAUUGCUUCGAGGGAUUCGUGAAGAACGAUAAUGGAGACUGUGUCUUUGCCUGCCCGUUGGGCUGUCAGAAUGGUCGUUGCUUCCUUGACGGAAGUUGCCAAUGCGAUCCGGGCUAUACGUUGGACGAAACGCGUCGCUUCUGUCGUCCCAUCUGCAGCAGCGGCUGCAGCAACAACGGACGCCACAAUUGCACCGAGCCGGAGACCUGCAGCUGUGCCAAGGGCUAUCAGCUGACCGACAACAAUGGCUGCCAGCCCGUCUGUGAUCCCGACUGUGGCAUUGGAGGCCUUUGCCGGGACAACAACAUCUGCGACUGCGGAGCGGGCUACACGCUCAAGGAUGGCGUCUGUCAGACGGAUUGCUAUCAAAAAUGCAAUAAUGGAAUCUGCGUGAGCCGCAAUCGAUGCAUCUGCGAUCCCGGUUUUACAUACCACGAGCAAUCCACAAUAUGUGUGCCUGUUACUAGGAAAUUUAUUUUAUCUAAACCGCUUAAUAUAUCUAAAGGCAAGCAGCUCUACACUACACUGUUAAGUUAUAGUAUGUUAUUUUAAACUCACAAAUAACAAUAGCUUUCACAGGAUGAGCGAUUUUCACGCUUUUUGUAGUUGGGAAAGCAUUCGCAUUCGAGCCGUCCAGCUCGAAGCCCUUGUCGCAUCUACAAGUGCCAUAGGGAAAGCCCAACGGACAGGUGGGCACACAUUGUUGUUUCGAUAGUCAUUGAAGCAUUGACAGCGACCGCUUGGCAAGCAAAAACCAUUCUCCUGGGCACGAUCGCCGCAAUCCGGAACACUACUAAUACUGUACGCAUCUUUGCCGCUCUGCAACAUUCAACUCGCAGUUGUUUACUGUUGUUCCGGCGACUGGCAAGUUAGAGAAACGGGUCAGCGCCUAAUCGUUGCUCUGGGAGGAAAGCAGCGAUAAGAGGACGGGCUUUUAAUUAAAGCAUUAUUAGCGAGACGCUGCGUACCACUGGAAUUAAGAGUACUUCAACAUUCUGCCUGUGAGGAGAGGAGAAGAAUUCGAAAUAGUGACAGAAUAAGAGAUGGACAGAGCGAGAGAGAGAGAGAGAGAGAGAGAGAGAGAGAGAGAGAGAGAGAGAGAGAGAGAGAGAGAGAGAGAGAGAGAGAGAGACGGAAAUUAAGAGAAGACUAUGUGAAGAAGUUUGAAGACAUCAAAUUUCGAAAUAUGUUUCUUAUUUUAUUUUAUGUACAUUACUAUAUAUUAUAGGAGAAGACUUGCAUCUUAUGAGAUGUAAGGAAAAAGUUUGAAACAUCAAUCUUGGAUAUAUAUCUGGCAAUUUAUAGAAAAUUCUUAAUUACAAAAAAUCCAAAUGACUUAAAAAAAAAUAAAUAAAUAAAGAAAUCGAUUUGUAGAAAUAAUUUCAUUUGAAAUAAAAAUAAUUAAAAUAUAAAAUAUACAAUUUGUCAGAAUAAAGAAAUAUUAAAUAACGGCAUAGUUUUCCAUCUCUAAGUUGUAUUUGCAGGAUGAUAACAAAAAAAUUAAUAAAUAAAAUUGUUAAUAUGUUGCCAUAGUUUUGUAGUAAUAUUCCUCAAAUUUCAUAUAAAAAUCAUUGCAUUGAAGAUUGAAUAGAAAUUAGGCAAUUUAGUGUGCACUUCGAAUUAAUUUUAGUUUUAUUUUCUGCGUAGUAAUAAAUA